AUGCGUGGUGCCGAGACUGGUCACGCCCAUGGAUCGGACCAUGUCCUCGUCCGUACACGCCUGAAAGUUCAUCUCUCAUCCGCGCCAAAAAUGCCACGUCCUAAACGCCUCGAUGUCGCAAAAAUCCGGCAAGCCAGCACUACCGAGGCCCUAAGCAGAGAAAUCCGGACCUGUUUUACGACCCGAGCCGACGGAGAAGUCAGUAACCAGUGGUCGUCACUGAAGACAUCAGUCUAUGGGGCAGCUGAGAAAAUCCUUGGAUACACCCAGCGACCCCGCGGUGACUGGAUCAGCGGAAGAACCCUGCAGUUGUCUGCUCAGACGGCUAGAGCCAGGUCCCGCAACGAUGACUACUUCCGCCAACUUCGGAAGAUGACGGCAAAAUCGGCCAGGGAUGACCGGAAGCAAUAUUGGGCUGAAAUAGCGACCUCCAUGGAACAGCCCUCGAUAAUUGGCGACACUCGAAAGCUCUACCAUCUGAUCCGCCAAGUUAGCGAUAAGCCCUCUACACUGAGUGACUCUGUUCGCGAUGUGAACGGCGGCAUUAUUGUUGACAACUCGGCCAAAGUUGAGCGCUGGCGUGAGCACUUUGAGCACCAUCUAAACUUCGAUACCCAACCUACCUCGUCCUUGCUCUCCUCCUCAGCGGAGUUUCUUCCCUCUCCUACCUAUGCAGUGUCAUGA
Molecule: messenger RNA, 684 nt
Organism: Spirometra erinaceieuropaei
Lineage: Eukaryota; Metazoa; Platyhelminthes; Cestoda; Diphyllobothriidea; Diphyllobothriidae
Source: the annotation of a GenBank genome assembly